AGAUACAGCGCUGUUUCUUGGUUCCAACUUGCAUAGGGCUGCUGCAAUCGAUGAAGGUACAAUGAACACUGACUUUCAGUACAACUCAGGGCUAACCCAUGCAGAAGCAUUGAUUCUUAGACCACACAAAUAAAUGUAAUUGUAAAUGAGGUCGUCCAGGUUCUCCUCUCAUCAUGCCCACCCUCAUCUUCGCUCGUAUUGUUACGUUUCCACGAACGAGAAGAACACCUGGUUGAUCUUCUUCAGGCCGUUGGUUCUCCUAGAGAACGAAAGCGUCUUGGAGAGGAGGAGCUUCAUCAACCAGAUCAACCAGCUGCACGAAAAGAAGAUCCUCCUUACGUGCAAACUUCUUUAGUUUGUUCUGCGAAUAGUGCUGUUGCUGCAGCUUUCGCAUCUUCCAUUCCACCUAUAGAAUCCUCUUGUUCAUCAGGAAGCGGCGCGAAGAGCACUGUAAGAUUGCGAAGUCUAGCUGGCGAUGAGUACAAAAUUGACGUGCCCUGUAGCGAGACGGGCAUUACGGUGGCAAAGAUAUUGGCCGAAUUGAGACAACAGAGAUGGCUACAGUCAGUGCAACACGGAGAGCAGAACCGCUGGUCCUCGUGGGAUUCUUCAUCGUCUCCAGAUGCAUUUCAUGUAGAGAACCAUGAAAGACCAAUGGAACAAGAACGACAACAAGUACUAAGGCUCAACUUAUUUCAUUGGUCACCAUUUAGUAGAUUGGUCUCUGACAUCAAAGAGGAGACCCCCUGAGAGAACAGGGGAAAACUAAGCGAAAACAAGGGGCCCAGGCAUGGGGCCGUUUUCUUUCAGAAUUAGUGACCACUGAAAACUGCUGACCUUUAAAAGUUGGUCAAUUAGGGACGAGGAGUAUUGUUAUUGUUUCAUCAUGUCCUAGUCCCACAACAAAUUACACAACGAGGACGGGAGCAAAUUCAAUUUCAUCAAAGGCAAUAAUUUUUACUGCAUGUGGAAGUUCAAGAGCAAGAGGACCACGAGUAGAGGUAGACCUCCUAGAAGAAGAUGUUAUUGUUUAUCCGCCUGUUGGGGAGGCUAAGGCUGACAGAGCAAGAGGAGGACCUGUAGAAGAGGAGGGGGAGGCCUGUAGAAGAGACGCCGUGGGUGAAGCCCGAGGCCGGGAUGGGCAGCAGGAUUGGCUUCCCUUCCGUUUACGCCUACUCGUCUCGUGGCGAACUCGUGAUGAGCAGGGCGAAGUGUUUUCAUGUACAGAUAAACUACGACGGCCUUCUUGCGCCACUGGUGGAGAAACAGAUGACAUCGACGCCGUUGGGGCUCCAGCUUCAUCAGCUGCAGUAAGGCUAGGGAUAGCCGCCAAUGGAGGGGCCGCGGUCGAAGAUAGAGGGAACGCCAAAGAAGAACGUCAAGAAGCUUUUCGCCAUUUGCAACUACAGCGUCUCUUACAGAUUCCUGAAUUGGCAAAUGUAGAUGACAGAGGAGAAGAACUAGCACAGGCUCAAGAAAUAGAACGAUGCUCUAAACCUAGACCUGAUGGUGCAGCUGCCGCGGAGGUCUCCUCAUCUUCCGUUUCCGAUGGAUCUUCAACACUCGAUAGAAUUUUCAAUAUUCGGGACAAAAUUAAGCUUAUAGUGCCAGAGUUUUCUUCUUCUUCAAGAACAGGAACGCAAAGGCAAACGGGUGUAGGUGUAGCUACAUCAAGUGGGGACGACGAUCAUUAUGUAUUGCCCGUAUUGCCGCAAAGUAGAAUCCUGAAAUCCGAGUCUACAGCUGAUCUUAGCGUCAUCGUGAAGCCUCAAGGCUUGAUCGACCCUACCACAGGUGUGCAGCACGAUAUCGCUUUCGUAGACCUCAAAAAUGGGGACGAGGAGUUGCUGGAGGAAGAGCAAGCUCAAACUCGUGCAAGUAGUAGUGAAGAUACAAAUAGAGGCUCUGCAGUAGUUCUUCCGACGCGUGGUCGUGGACAUCGAAGUCCUUCCACUCCACAACUACGUCUUCUGCUACUCGAGGAUCCACCAAAAGUAAUAGUAAAGCAGGUCCUCUCUUCAAAAUACGAGUGCAAAGUGCAGACCCCACUCAAAGUUGAAGAGUUUGAUUCGUGGCGGUUCGAAGUGGGAUCCAACGAACCGCUUCGCUUGGCAGUAUUCCAAAGUCUACGGCUUCUACGACAUCGAUGUAUGGAAAGGGAUGACGUUUCUGUGAUGGAUGUGAGUACAACAACUCCACUUGUGGCUCUUCAAUUCCAUCGGUUGAGAGUCGACAUGAAGGCUCAACGAGGACACGCAAGGCGAUCUGCGUGGGUCCCCACUGCCUACAGAAUGGGGUAUUGUAGUUAUGGCUACAACCGCUAAAGUAUCGGUAAUAUCCUCAGCACCGUCCUGCCUUGGCUUUUUUUUCAAGGGGAAAAUAAAGAGAGCAUCACCCUUGGCUUUUUUUUUCAAGGGGAAAAAGGGCGCAGGGAGGACGCUCAAUGCUCUCAAGGAUGCGACUGCGGGAGCUCUAACAUUGUGGGGCCCGUGCGGCUGAGACUGGGUUUGAAGGGUACAACGAGGAAGUGGAUGUGCUAUGGGAGUCGAUCGAAAACAAGAACGACGAAGUAGAAUCGGCGAUUGACUUCGAACAGUGGAUGAGGGACAAGCAGAUGGGGGAAAAGUAUCUUGCUGCAUACGGCAAAGAAUACUACCCGACACCCAUAAUUCGAUUUCGGUCGACAAGGUUUUCAGAAUGGAUGCCUGCUCCUUUGCAGUCUGUAGGAGAACUACGCCUACCUUUUGGAGGUUUUGAUGUUGAAGGAACAAGUGCUGGAACAACAGCAAGUGCAAGCUCCUCCGCACUUCUUAGUAAGCAGCCAUUUGGGCAUGUUUUAUUCGAUCACAUACGUGCCAUCCAUCCUACUCGGCAAGAAGGAGACUCUGCGCGCAAGUGGUUGCCUGAAAAUGGCCUUCUUGGUGGUCUUACUGAAGAGGAGUUGCUUAGGAAGCAGCGAGAAGACUUCCUAUUGGCAUGUCAUGACUUUUCCUGAAACUGAAUUCCUUUUUUGAUUUUGAAAUAAUUAGCUGCAGCACUCUCCUUGAGUCAGGACGCACAAUCAAUCGAAUCCCCUGGAGCAGGAGUGGGAGUCCUAUUUUUGAUCAUCUGAUGCCUGGAACUGAAUGGUGUGUUCCCUGUCUAAAGAAUACCAGUAUCCCCAGCGAUGAUGAAUCGAAAGUACGAGGCCAGAACAUGUUUCAGUUAAUAUUUUUCAAGAUGUGUUCACUCUACUGUUUUUAUUCCAGCGCAUGAAAACGAUAAUGAGAAUCAGUAGGAUUCAUUGCUCCAACUUCAAAUCUUCCGAUUCCAACCAUAUCAACAAAAAUCAAAAUUCAAUUUACAAAUCGAAAUUUGCAUCUCAUCUCAACAGUCAAGCGCUCCCGCGACUAUAGACGAGACCCGACAUGUUUUGAAGUUUUGUGAAAUCUACUUACGUAAAAUAUGAAUUACAAUGAUUCCUGGUUGUUCAGUUCAAUGAUAUCAAAAUUCAUAUU
This is a messenger RNA of Amoebophrya sp. A25, 3497 nucleotides long. The record is from the annotation of a GenBank genome assembly. NCBI's taxonomy places the organism in Eukaryota, Dinophyceae, Syndiniales, Amoebophryaceae.